AUGUGUUCCAUUACACCCGCCCGUGACCGUCUCCCACCAGAGAUAUGGCUUCACGUCUUCCAUUUCGUGGUAGCGCUCGAGCCCAACGAUACCCUCGAACUUGAUCGCGUGAGGUCCGACAUCGAGGCUGAACAAAGGACGUCGGGGGCCGUGCCACCUGCCACACUAGGUCCCGACGCAUCCAUGACCACCCCCGCCGUCCGAGUAGUCACCGAAGCCAGCGAGGGCCUUACCUCGCACGAGAGUAAGGUCAGAUAUAGGAGACCCGCCACGCUGCGGCCCCGCCGCUACCUCCCCGCUAUGGCCGUCGUGUCCCACAUCUGUACUCAGUGGCGCCACAUCGCUCUCGCCCACAGCUCCCUAUGGGCCAUCAUCAGACUCCUCCACCACGGCUUAUGGCCUUACCAGUUCUUAAUUCGCUCCCAGAGUCCAGUACCCGAAGUCCCAGACAGAAAGAAGUUGGACGUAUGCCUUGAUCUCAGCGACGUGGGUAACAUCGACGGCACACUUUCGUUGUUGGUUGCCUCUAUGGCUCGCGUCGAAUCACUGUCUCUUGCGGCGGGAAUUUGCGAAGUAGAAGAUGCGGAGGCUGGACGUGGCCCGAGAGACCUCAUGAACCGCGUGCUCGACCGUUUGGCAGUCUGUGAGGCUCCCGUCUUACGAUCCAUCACAUUCACUCUCUUCGACGACAAUUACGACCAAGGUCCCGAACAGGAAAGUGAUGUCGACGAGGAUGUGAACGAGGAAGCGUCCGGGGACGCAGGCAAUGGGGGUGAUGCAAAUGAAGCGGGAGGGGAUACGAAUAUCGGACAGUCCGACGGCGAGGAGGAGAUGUGGGAUGAUAUCGACGGCCACGACGACAACGGCGAUGUCCCUUCUCAUCGGAGAGAUGUAGAACCCUGGGAAACAGUGGGACCGAUCGCGAUUCCCGCUCAGAUCUUCGAAGGCGCCCCCCCGCCUUAUUUGACCCACCUAUCUGUCACGGCGCCACUCCACAUCUCCCCUUCCUCACCAGCAUUCACCAAUAUCACAAACCUUUCACUAUUCGAUAUAUCCGAGAAGGCCUUCUGGAACGUCGUUCAUUGCACACCUCUGUUAGAGGAGCUGUACGUGGCGUUCCAUAGCCAUUUUCAUGUCCCCGCAGCCUCACCUCUCACCACCGAGACCUUGGUCAAGGACCUCGUAUUUUUAUCACGCUUGCGGGAGUUGCGAGUACGAAAUUCACGGGUUUCCUCCUUCCGCCGAUUCUUCCACCACGUUAUCGAGGACGGUCGCCCCCCCUUGCGACGCCUUAUGUUCGAUAUACGCGCAUUUGUUCCUAUGGGACGCGCUGACGCGAAGAGGUUGUGGCGCGCCAUCAAACCAAUGCACGCACAGAAUCCGUUCGACAUCAUCAAUAUCUCCGUCUCUGACUGGGGAGGUCGCUUCGUCGUGGGCGGCGGCCCGUCAUCCAUUUUAGACACACCCCUAUGGCAGUGUCCUUGGGCGCUCAUCGGAAUCGUGUGGCCCUUUAGGAUUGAGGUAUCGAUGGAAUACGACCCGACUUCCGCUUCGCCGUGGGUCCAUCUCAUGUGGCCAGACAUUAUCAUUUCCCCCUCUCAACUCGCUCUCAGUCAUGACCUCGGAAGGUUCUUCCCGAGUCAAUGGUUGGAUGUGGCUCGACGUUUCCCCUACGUGGAAACUCUCAAGAUAGACGACCCGCUCAUGCUGAUUCUUACGACCCUGUGGUCCGAAUCAUCAUCAUCCAAGAUCGAUUCUUUCCCAUACCUGAAGACUUUGAUCAUCACAGCCGACGAGAUUCCACGAGCGUGGAGACCUUACCCGCCACCCGAUGAACGCCUACAUCUCAUGCGGCGGGCCUUAACGGUGAUCGGGUCAUCCCUGAAUCGUAGACCUCUGGAAAGAUUGGUCUUCAUGCAGUGUGACCCGGCUUUCGACGAGGGGGAGUUGAGACUCAUGAAGGAAUUGGCCGGUGCGCGCAGAGCAGAGAUGGUUUGGGUGUCGAUGACGCGGAGCGAGCCUGUGACGACGAUCCUGUAA
Messenger RNA from Stereum hirsutum FP-91666 SS1, 2040 nucleotides. RefSeq lists its product as uncharacterized. The record is from RefSeq and is a predicted model, not a curated record. The coding region runs from base 1 to 2040 and encodes 679 amino acids. The transcript has 2 exons. NCBI's taxonomy places the organism in Eukaryota, Fungi, Basidiomycota, Agaricomycetes, Russulales, Stereaceae.